AUGAGUCUCAGCAGGGACACUAUCCCCCGGGCAAACUGGCUGCAGCUCCGGCGGCAGCAGAUCCUCAGACACACACAGCCAGAAGUCUCUGCUGGAAAUACUGUAUAUUAUGUGGGGCUGUCAGACCCACAGGGGAAAAGACAUUGGCAAUAGGCUGACCAGACACCAUACAGCGGAAGUGCCACUUCACUAGGUUUUCGUCCUGCACCAGGAAACUGGGGCUGGAACGAUACUUUUUGUCGUGUUCCUCACAAAUCAAUUUGCAAGGUGAUGAAGAUCUACUUCUGA
Globicephala melas (long-finned pilot whale) is the source of this 288-nucleotide messenger RNA. Its product is annotated as C-type lectin domain family 4 member A-like. The record is from RefSeq and is a predicted model, not a curated record. NCBI's taxonomy places the organism in Eukaryota, Metazoa, Chordata, Mammalia, Artiodactyla, Delphinidae.